AACACUCGUACAACGUUAUUUAGUAAUAUAGUACAUUUUUGGAAUACAGUUUGACAAACUUACAAAUUUACAAUAAAUAGUGAAAUGAUUUGCUUCCCGUAUUUAUAAUAAAUCUACAAAUUUACAUGUGAUUUGAAUUUGCAGAUUACAUUUAAUUUGAAUUUUCAGAUUACACGAUAGUAUCAUAUCAAUCUCCAUGAGAUAAUGAUUGGCUUGACUGAGGAUUAUUUGCUGAUAGAGUUUGAAUUUUGAAACAGUCUGGUUUGAAUUUGUGUUUUAGCUGUAAUUGCAGGAGAGGGAGAGGAUAAGGAUAAGGAUAAGAAUGAGGUUGUUUCAAUACAUAAUGCCUCUACUAAAUGUGCACUAGAAGCAUACUAGUUGAGGUAUGAUUCAUAUUGGAGUGCCCCUCCCAAGGUAAUCUAGCUCAGAAUGCAUGUAUCACGUGGAUGAACCGUAAAAUAAAUCUCUUUAAAAGCAAUCAUAUACUUUUAAGUCUUUAAGUACCUUUUAGAGAUUUGGGGGGAAAAACAAGUUGAUCCUUGCCUCGCAGCACAAGUUCAACACAGUACACCAAAAUCUAUUAGAAGCCUCAAAAACAAGACAACAGAGAAUUGGUAAACCGAAGGCAAUGAAAUGAGAUGCUAGACUUACCAGAGAAGAAAAAUCUGUUUAAAAGAAUCUCAUAUUUCUUUGUUCCUCUAUAGAGGCAAAGAAGCAAGAGGAGAAAGUUGGUCCCAAGGCACAGAACAGCACAAAAGCCCCAAAAAGUAUCCAAGGUAUCAAAUGCAUACUUAUAUAUAACCAAUCAACCUUCAAUGUUGAGCAUUACCUUCAUCAAGUUCAAAAACCAAACACAUUUGAUUUGAAUUCUUCUUGAUCAUCUAUAUAUGGCAGAACAAAGGCAACCAUUUCGCUUUCGGCUCCCCUGGCUAUCAACACCUGCUGCUCCAGCCCCACGCCCAGCUACUCAGUCACAACCCCCUCGUCCUCCAGUUCAAACACAAACAUCUACACAGCCAACCACUACUACUGUCCCCUAUCAGAGACCACCAUUUAGGCCUGCAGGGAUAGCCCCAGCACCCCAAGUCACUUCCCAAGCUCAAGCACCUCAGAGAACUGAACCUCAGCAACCAUCACAAUCUCGUGCAACCACCCAACCCCAAGUCACUUCCCAACCAACAUCAAAACCAUCUCGUUCAACAACACAAGCUCAAGCUGCUGUGCCACCACCAUCUCGUGCAACCACCCAACCCCAAGUCACCUCCCAACCAGCAUCAUCACCAUCUCGUUCAACAACACAAGCUCAAGCUGCUGUGCCACCACCAUCUGGUGCAACCACCCAACCCCAAGUCACUUCCCAACCAGCAUCAUCACCAUCCCGUUCAACAACACAAGCUCAAGCUGCUGUGCAACCACCAUCUGGUGCAACCACCCAACCCCAAGUCACUUCCCAACCAGCAUCAUCACCAUCCCGUUCAACAACACAAACUCAAGCUGCUGUGCCGGCACCAUCUCAUGCAACCACCCAACCCCAAGUCACUUCCCAACCAGCAUCAUCACCAACUCGUUCAACAACACAAACUCAAGCUGCUGUGCCACCACCAUCUCGUACAACCAACGGGUCUCGGGUCACUUCUCAACCAGCAUCACCAUCCCGCACAACAAAUCAAACCCGGAAUGUAGCAUCUCUGCCUUCAUCACCAUCACGGGCAGCACCUCAAUCACGAGCUUACUCUGUGCCCCCAUCACCAUCUCGCACAUCUCAAACACAACCAGCAUCGCGGACAGACCCCCAGCCUGAGGCUCCACCUCGUUUGUCCUCUCAACCUGCUGGCCGAACAACAUCACAACCUUCUUCUCCAUCUCUCACAACCACUCAGGUACAACCAACUGGUACAACAGAUUCACAACCUAAAAUUCAAGAAAGCUCUCAGCCUACUCCCACUUCUACUCAAUCUCCAUCUCUCAUGACCACUCAGGUACAACCAACAGGUCCAACAAAUUCACAACCUACAAUUCAAAAAGCCUCUCAGCCUACUCCCACUUCUACUCAAUCCCCAUCAUCUGUAUCUGAGCAAGAGCCAAAGCCAGUAGUUGUGUCUCAGCCACCAUCACAAGAACCUCAACCAAAGGCACAAGUUCCAUCUGAAACUAUUUCCAAACCCCAGAACCAUACACCAAUUGAAACCUCCUCUCAACCUGAUGGAGUGGGAACACAGCCUACAAAAGUUUCCCCAGCUUCUAUAGAAGCCACAGAAACACUUGCUCCAACCAAGAAAUUAGAUUCUAAGCCCCUCCCCGAGAAAGAGUCAGAGGAAAGUCAAGUUGGGAAGAAAGUAGUGCAAGAAAAAAUUGAAGAAGAAAAGAAAAGUGGACCAGCUUAUGAAGAACCAGCGAAGAGAACAAUCGCUGAGCUUGUUAGCUCAGCAACAGCUGGUUUAGAAACACAGGCUAAAGACCUACAAAGUUUUGUAUUUCAUGCUAAACAUAAGCAGCAUGAGGAGAGGGAAGAAACUUUUGAGAGAAAGGAAACAGUUGUGACCACCAGCUCUAAUGCAAAACAGAUCAAAACUUCAAGUUCAGUGCAUCCAAAGGGCAGGCACACAUCAAUCAGAUCAACAACACAAAAGCCGAGUGCCAUCUCCAGUGGGGGACAAGUUCCUCCAUUCCAUGAAGAGGUCACAAAAGAUAUUUCCAGAUUUGUUCAAAAACUAGCCAGUGGCCAUCAGAUGGAUGAAAAUCCAGUUAGUAUCAUAAACUUAACUGGUGAAAACAGAGGAGCAACAAUGCACUUAAACUCAGAGCUGGCUGAAAAAGAAGAGGCUGUCCACAUUCACCGGGGUUAUAAGCUCAACCCAGAUGAGAGCAUUAAUGACACUACUGAUAUAGAGGGAAGCUCCAAGGACAAAGUGUCCAAAGAGAAUUUUCCAUCAUGUCUACAUGUGAAUAGCAAUGUACAGAGUAUCAAUAACUCGAUUGUGUCUGACACUUCUUUCACAGCAAGGAAUCCUGGUGUUCAUUGUGCUCUAUCUCUUGAUCAAGCAGACCCCAUCAAAUCAAAUGGUAAACCGGAACUUCUGGAAACACGCAAGGCUGAGUUCAAUGUCACCCCGGCUGAGAAGCAUACAUAUGAACCUACCGUUAAAAGACGGUGCCUCAGAGGCCUUUUCAUGGAAUCUAGUGACUCAGACCCAGAUAAUCCUGAAAAGCCUCGUCGUCAUGGUUGCCGGUAUAGUUGUGGGGAUCAGAAGAACAAAGAUAAAGAUAUUGGAGCUCAAUGAUCAAGUGAAUUACAACAAUCUCAUAUUAUCUACUUACAGACAUUAAAAAAUAUAUUUGUACAAAGAAUAAUACAAUAAAUGUUUGUCAUGUAUUGAUAAUCUAAGGAUGCUAUAUCAUCCACCUUGUCAAACAAGUAUAUGCUAUGUACUGUGAUUAUCAUUUCUAUUAUCAAGAAAGUAUAGCACAAGAUUUAAUUUGCAUUGUUCUGUGACUCCGAACUAGAAUUCUCUACAGGGGACAAAGAAAUAUGGUAUUUUUAUAAAAAAGAUUUUUCCUUCUGUGCUAGGUCUAGCAUUUCACUUCAAAUGCCUUUUAAGUUUUCCAUUCACUUUUACUUAGGCUUCCUAUAGAUGUUAGGAUUAAUUUGAACUUAUGCUGGGAGGGAAGGAUCUAUUAAUAGGCUUUAAAGUGCAGAAUUUAAUUCAAAAGAGCUUUCUUGUUACAUAUCAUCCACAGGAGACAUGUAUAACUAGCUAGAUCACCAUGGCAGACACUCCAGUACCCCUCCUUCAAAUUACCAAACAUUCUCUCUCUCAACUCCAAAAUCAAAAUUGAAAAUAAUAUUUCAACUUUCCUUCAUCAUGUGUCACCUUGUCCCAGAUAAAUUAAUUAAUUUUUUUAAAAAUAAAAAUAAAUUUUCAUCUUUUUUGUUAUUACAUUUUACUUCUUUAUAAAAUCAAUAUUGGUUUGAUUAGUAUUAAUUCAUCAAUUUAUAUGUUAAAUCCUUUUCUUCUUUUUUUGGGAUAGUUUAAGGCUGUAAGGUGAUUCUAUUAUUAAGUAAAGUUGUAACAAACCCAUAUCAAUAUUGGUUUGAAUAUGUGUUUUGUUUUUGCCAAAUCAGCCCAUAUGACUCAGUUUUGCCCAAAGUGAAAUCACAAAACUCAAGCGGUCAAGCUUAAUUUCAACCAAAGUAAGAUAAAAAAAACACCGUAUCAUUUUCAAUCAAAAAAAAAAAAAAAAAAAAACAAAACUCCACGGUUACCGAUUGAUAUCGGGUCGCUGGAUUGCUUGUGGAAUUGUUGCAGCGUGGUACUGAUCAAGUGAGGGCCAUGGUGGUGGUGGUGGUGGUGGUGGCUCUUGCGGCAGCGGCGUUGAUGGGAUUUCGGUGGUGGCAGUUCUUGUAAUCUGGGAGCUUCGGUUUAUCGGCGGCGUGGGUUUGGGAUUUUCUGUGUGUAGAAGAGCACGACAGUGGGGUAAGGAUUUUUAGUCUAUGGUGGAGCUGUCAUUUGCGGUGGUUGGGUUUUAAAUGAUGGGGUUUGCGAUGGAUGGGUUACCGGUGAUAUAAAGGGUCGGACGUGGUGGAUUUUCGGUGGAUGGUAGCUUUGGUGGGAAAAUACGGUGGUUCCGAAAUUUGUGGGUUUUGACAGAUUGUUUUCAUUUCG
Molecule: messenger RNA, 4664 nt
Organism: Quercus lobata
Lineage: Eukaryota; Viridiplantae; Streptophyta; Magnoliopsida; Fagales; Fagaceae
Product: oxidoreductases, acting on NADH or NADPH
Exons: 1
Coding region: 888-3281 (797 amino acids)
Source: RefSeq, a predicted model, not a curated record